AUGUCAUCUUGGUUUUCUCAACUCUCAAGCACUGUUUCCAAUAUCACUGGCGUCGGAACCACCGUCGAUAGCAUCAAGACUGUAGCUGAUACCAUCACGGAUGGCCAAGCUUACACUGCCCUUGAUGAGCACGAUCUUGACUGGACGUUGGCCUCUGGUUCAUCCACCGAGAAUCAGGUCUUUUACCUCACCACCCGCAGCGGUGGUUUCGCAUUUGUUCAAUUGAUUCACUCCAACAUUGGUCUCUGGAACCCCACCAUUACAAUGACAUGUCGAUUCUAUGAUCCCGAGAGCAGCACGAGUGUUUUCAAGAACAUUACCAUGUCCAAGUUUGAGCUCUCGGCCGACAAGCGCUCUGUGAAGACUGAUUUCUUCAACAUUCAGCUGGAUGCUGCACAAAAGCUUUACAAGUUGAACAUUACACAUCCCGAAUUGGUUGUUUCCUUGGACUUUGAACGUGUUGAUCGUGGUUUCAAGGUGGGUGAAGGAAAAACUUACCUGGGCGGUGACAAAUCCUCUGCUGCUGGUUUUGUGUCGCACAAAUUCUGGCCUCGUUGUGCUGUGAAGGGUACUUUCAUCGUCAAUCAAAAGAUCUUUGAGACCGAGGGCGAUGGUAUCUUUAUUCAUGCUAUUCAAGGCAUGCAGCCUCAGCUGAUUGCCUCCAACUGGAACUUUGUCAACUUCCAAUCUGACAAGGCUUCUAUCGCCAUGAUGCAAUUCCAGACCACCAAGCAAUACGGCUCAGUCAACAUCAAUCAAGGUUCUUUGGUCUUGAACGACAAGCUGGUCUGUGUGUCCAUUGACAAUUCUGUCGAACUAUUGGAUCUGAAGAAGGACGAGGAUACCCAAUACGAUAUUCCACAAACCAUCAAAUUGACCUGGAAGGGAAAGACAAUCAAGGAAGAAGGCCAAGAGCCCAAGGAUGUUGUCAUCACCAUGACAACAGAGCCUAGAGGCUUGAUUGAGAAGAUUGAUGUGCUGGCCGAGAUUCCUUACGUUAUUCGCAAGUUGGUUCAAUCCUUGAUCGUCAAGCCCUACAUCUAUCAAUGGAUUGAUAAAUCUACAGCAGAAAUCACCAUUGGCGAUGAAAAGACAACUGUUGAAGGACACUGCUUUCAAGAGCUUGUUUUUGUAUCUAGUUUUUAG
Messenger RNA from Mucor velutinosus, 1146 nucleotides. Its product is annotated as uroporphyrin-III C-methyltransferase. Bases 1 to 1146 code for a protein of 381 amino acids. Gene Ontology annotation, biological process: response to oxidative stress. The transcript has 3 exons. Lineage: Eukaryota; Fungi; Mucoromycota; Mucoromycetes; Mucorales; Mucoraceae. The record is from RefSeq and is a predicted model, not a curated record. Gene Ontology annotation, cellular component: cytoplasm.